AUGGCGGCCACUUGUCUGAAGCCGUCUGAAUAUCGCGGAGAUAAAAACACUGCUGUGGCUGGGCGACUGGUGAUUUUGACUCAGCAGGAAUUGCCUGCCAAACAGCCCAGUCAAGGACAUGGACAACCGAAAGGCAAAAAAGGCAAGUCGGGCAAGGGCGCCUCAUCUUCUGCGUCAAACGUUGUGCACAAGGUAGAGGCCCAUUUGGCAGCCACCAGCAGUCCUACAGAAGUUCUCUACAUCGAGGCAUGGGGUGAGAUUGGUGACAAGCUCUUGCAGCUCCAAGGUGGCACGGUGCAAGCUGCUCCGGCGACUUUUUCGACGUCCAGACUGCAUUACCACCUUCGCCUCAAAGGCACGCUGGGCAUCACAGUGCUGGCCACCAAGUUGACAGAGACUCCGUGGGCUGAUGUCCCGGACCUCCAUCCUCUGGUUCCUCUCCGAGCACUGAGCCGAGUCAAAGAUCGACAGAAGAUUUGUGUGGCUGCGGUCAUCAUCGACAACCCAGGGGCCAUUGAACGUCAAACCAAAGAGAAGAUGGCCAUGGUUUGCAACGCCAUCAUUCAACAAGGCAAUACGAAAGUUCGAUGCGCUUUCUGGCAUGAGCAUGCGGAGGAACUUGCCGCCCAGGCAGUGAAUGAGGCGGUGCUUUUGUACCAGGUCCUCGUGACGAAGCGGAAGUCCGAAGAUUCGUGGGAGUUGAGCAGUUGGAGGGGUACCAGCAUCCAAGAGUGUCCGGCAGCCAUGGCAGAGUUGUUGAAAAAAGAACUUGCAGACACCGGAGAUUGCCGCAUGCUCACCGAGAUUCCUGUCACAGACUGGGAAAACUGUGAUGCAGUACCUUCGACGCUCAGCGCCUUGAUUGGCGUUGUGGUGCCGGGGCAACUGCGUAAAGUUGAGACAGUCUUCGUAGUCUCCGACUUGCAAAUUUUAGCCCUUGUGCGCAACAUCCUGACGGAAGCACUGGCCGUCAGAUUGACCUUGGCCGAUGGCAACAGUCAAUGCUCCGUGAUGUUGUAUCACGAGUUACUGCUGAAGGCAGCAGUGCUGAUGGAAAUAACUUUGCCCGAGCCGCUGGCUGAUUCCAAAGAGCUGCGCACAACUCUCAGAGACAUGUUCCGGAAUGCUCAGUGGAUUUGCCGUUUCACCUUCAAGGAGAACGACUUCCAGCAAUCCUUGGAAUUGGAGUGUCGCGACAUUCGUCCCUGCCUGCGGCUUCAGCCAAAUGUCGUGCUGAUGACUCCACCGAGCGGCCAGUUGAGUCUGCCUCUUUGCCGCUUGAACAAUGGUUGCCCAGUGGCGCCGUUGAAAGCGGCAUCCCAAAUCCCAACCAAGAUCUGA
This is a messenger RNA of Cladocopium goreaui, 1341 nucleotides long. Lineage: Eukaryota; Dinophyceae; Suessiales; Symbiodiniaceae. The record is from the annotation of a GenBank genome assembly.